This is a messenger RNA of Arabis nemorensis, 624 nucleotides long. The record is from the annotation of a GenBank genome assembly. Lineage: Eukaryota; Viridiplantae; Streptophyta; Magnoliopsida; Brassicales; Brassicaceae.
AUGUACGGUGGUGCAUGGAUGUGGAACCCUAACAAAGUUGAAGAAUUAAUGGAGGAUGAUGAUGAAUCUUGGGAAGUCAAAGCCUUUGAGCAAGACACUAAAGGCAACAUCUCUGGUACUACUUGGCCUCCAAGAUCCUACACUUGCAAUUUCUGUCGCCGUGAGUUCCGUUCUGCUCAAGCCUUAGGCGGUCACAUGAACGUUCACCGCCGUGACCGUGCCUCAUCUAGGGCUCAUCAAGGUCCCGUAGCCGCGGCGGCUAGGGGCGGUGGUGGAGGCAGUCGAGGAGGCAGUGGCUCGACGUUCCUCAAUUCUUGUGUUCCACCAACGCUUAUAAUCCAAUCCACGGCGAGUAACAUUGAAGGUUUGUCCCAUUUCUACCAAUUGCAAAACCCUAAUGGCAUUUUUGGUAAUUCCGGUGAUAUGAUGAAUCUCUAUGGUACGACUUCGUUUCCUUCGAGCAAUCUUGCGUUUUCGGUGUUGAAUUCGCCGGUAGAAGCUCCUCCUCGGCUUAUUGAAUAUUCGACAGGAGAUGAUGAGAGCAACGGCUCGAUGAAAGAGACGACGAGAGCAUCAGUGGAUGAGCCUGAUCUUGAACUUCGAUUAGGGCAUAAUCCACCGUGA